Molecule: messenger RNA, 1163 nt
Organism: Diuraphis noxia (Russian wheat aphid)
Lineage: Eukaryota; Metazoa; Arthropoda; Insecta; Hemiptera; Aphididae
Gene: MED30
Product: Mediator complex subunit 30
Biological process (GO): positive regulation of DNA-templated transcription
Cellular component (GO): mediator complex
Molecular function (GO): transcription coregulator activity
Source: RefSeq, a predicted model, not a curated record
UCUCCACGGCGUCUCCAACUCCAAUCCAUCGAGUCCUCUGGAGUUAGAUUUGAUAGGACCUAUCUGUUUAGUGUUUAUUCUUUAUUCUAAUAAAGUAAUAAUCUAAUUUCUAAUAGUUUCUUUAAUCGAGUCUACAAAUACCUCAAAAACUCAAAUUAAUAGCUCAUUGUCAAAAUAGUAGGUUAUUAAUUAUUAGUAUUCUGUAUUCCUGUGUUAGUAUACCAUCUAUAUAAAAUUCUGAUUUUAAAGUAUUUUUCUCCUUGCUUUAGUGUACAAAAUWGCUUAAAAAUUAUUUAAAUUUAAGUGUUUUUUAACAUCUACUUAUCAACAUGCAGUCUUCUCAGACUGGCAUGGUCGGUCAACCAAGCUUUAAUGUGGGGCCUGGUUUACAAUCUAAUAUACAAACGCAAGUUCCUGGUCAACACAAUGUAUUGGUACCUCAAGUUCCUCUUAAUCAGAAUCCUGUAGGUGUUGGUUCCGUUUCCCAGCCACCAGUACCGCCUUCCAACCAAAAUCAAUCAGCAUCUGGUCAUCAGUUUAACACUGCCUCUUUGUGUCGCUUUGGACAAGAAACCGUACAAGAGAUAGUGUCUCGCACACAUGAAGUGUUCCAAACACUUAAAGUCCUAAUGCCACCAAAUGGUACUACAUCUGGUGCUAACAUGAGUAAUGAAAGGCGUAUUAAAAUGCAAGAUCAAUUGAGGAACAUAAAAUUACUAUUCAAACGACUAAGAAUUAUAUAUGAAAAAUGCAACGAUAGCUGUCAAUUACAAGGUAUGGAAUACAUGCAUAUAGAAGGGCUGAUUCCACUCCAAGAAGAAUGGGACAUGAAGUCUGAAGAAAGAAAAACUAGUGAAACUUAUCGUGUUGCUAGCGAUGAAAUGAAAGAAGUAGCUGAACAAUUAAGUAAUAAAAAUAGACAUUUAAAAGAAAUAAUUGAUCAUCUUCGAAGAAUUAUAUGGGAAAUAAAUACAAUGUUAGCAAUGAGGAGAUCUUAAUAAUUUUAUUUUAUAUAAACCUAAAUUUAUGUUUCAAAACUAUAUUAACAAAACUUCGAGAUUAGCACAUAUUAUUUAAAGCCUAAAUUAUGAUGGUUUUAAGAUAAAGCAAAAUAAUUGUGUUUUGGUCUAUACCCUUUGUAUGAAUAAAAAAUAUAGUACCGA